Molecule: messenger RNA, 936 nt
Organism: Cornus florida
Lineage: Eukaryota; Viridiplantae; Streptophyta; Magnoliopsida; Cornales; Cornaceae
Product: fasciclin-like arabinogalactan protein 11
Exons: 1
Coding region: 122-850 (242 amino acids)
Source: RefSeq, a predicted model, not a curated record
GUCACAAUCAUUUCCCAUUUCAAUUCCCUCAAUAAAAAGCCCAUAAUCCAUCCUAACAGCUUCAGAAAACACACUAGUUGUUUCAAACACACUCCAUACUGAAAAACAUAGUCCAAGCAAAAUGUUGAAGCCUCUUCUCUCACCACUCUCUCUUCUGGUGCUGUUCUUCUUCCUCCAUUGCACCACGACUUUCGCUCAAUCCCCUGCACAAUCUCCGGCACCAUCAGCUCCAACCAACAUCACUUCAAUCUUUGAGAAGGCCGGCCAAUUUACUACUCUGAUUCGGCUACUAAAAAGCACCCAGGUGGGUGAUCAACUCAACACACAGCUGAAAAACUCGAACCAAGGCCUAACUAUAUUUGCACCAACUGAUAAUGCCUUUGCUAACCUAAAAUCAGGCACUCUCAACUCACUCAGUGAUCAGCAAAAAGUCCAGCUAAUACAAUUUCAUAUCCUCCCUUCUUUCCUCUCCAUGUCUCAGUUCCAAACUGUUAGCAACCCAGUGCGUACACAGGCCGGUGAUAGUCAGUCCCCACUAAAUGUCACCACGUCAGGGAAUCAAGUGAACAUAACAACUGGGGUUGUCAAUGCAGCAGUGGCCAACACAAUAUAUACAGAUACCAAGCUAGCUGUGUAUCAGGUGGAUCAGGUACUCCUUCCAUUGGAUCUUUUCGGGACUCCAGCACCGGCUCCAUCAAAGCCCAGAAAGAAAGCUUCUGAUGCUUCUUCAAGUUCUGAUGAUGGUGAUAAUUCUGCUGAUUCUUCUCCUGCUAUCUGUCUGAAUCAUGGCGGGCUAAAUGUCAUAUUCUUUACAGUUUCAGUUACUGCAGCACUUCUUUUAUGCUUAUGAGUUUGAGAGUAACUGAUGGUGAUUGGAUUUUUGUACUAAUGCUGCUAUGAUCUUCAUUAAAUUAAAUCAUUUCCUUCAAAUAUAAA